AUGGCCGAAGAUGACGAAGAUCUCGUAAGGCUAUCACCAACUCCUGAGAAUUCUGGGGCCCUCGCUAAGGAGUACACUUUGGAUAUACCCAGAAUUCCUAGUAUUGAAUUACCUCUCCAUGUGUCCUCCCACCCGCAGAGCGUUAAGAAAGCUAUAAGGAUGUGUGGUGGAUUACAGCCUGUCAAGGAGGCUUUACAUGAGAGGAGUAGUUUAGAAGAUACUCAGCAAGGUUUGGAACUGUAUUUAAACGAAGGUCAAGAUCCCAAUGGAUCAGAACAAUUCUUCAACGAACAUCCAAUUAUUGGAAAAAGAAUCCCAUUUAGAGAUGAAUCUGUUGUUCUUAAAAUCCAACUGCCCAAGGGAACAAUGGAUAAGUAUGGUGGAAAUGUGAAGGAAGCGCUUGCUGAUUUGAGUUCCAAGGAAGUUAGAGUUACACCUGUAGCCAUUGUGAACAAUACGGUUAAAUUUCGGGAAAUGUCAGAUUUCCAAGUCAGAUUAGAUCAUGUACCGUCUGCCAAUGAGUUCAAAAAUAGUUUUGGUUCUCUCGAAUGGAGCAAUUUUAAAAAGUUCGUGGAAUCUGUACCUGAUAACGAUCCAAGACCCUUUGAAAACAUUACCGAUAUGACUGUCAAUAGAAGUAAUAAAUGUCCGAGUACCGAUUUCCAACUACCGCCACCACCCAGAUUUUCCAUGGUUGGACUACCAUUACUGUACAAAUAUUCGACAAAUCCAUUUGCUAAAAAAGAGAAUGGUGUUCCUGAAGUAAGCAGUACCUAUAUUAAAAAUUAUCAACAAUUUGUUCAUGAUAUGGGAGAAAAAACCAAAGUUCCCACCAGACCACAUGAACUAUUACAAAGGGAUUUCGAUUCUGCGCAGGCUAAUGGUGUGUAUCCGGGCACUAAGAAAGAAUCUAAAUUUUAUGAAUGCUUAAUGGAAUGUUUGGAGAUUUUGAAAACACUAUUUGAACAAAGGCCAAUUUGGGUCAAGAGACAUCUGGAUGGUAUCGUUCCCAAACAGAUAUACCAUACCAUUAAAGUAGCACUGGCAUUGGUUUCUUAUAGAUUCACUAUGGGCCCCUGGAGAAAUACUUAUAUCAGAUUGGGAGUUGACCCUAGAUCUUCACCGGAAUAUGCCAAAUACCAAACGGAAUAUUUCAAAAUUGAAAGGAAAAUGUUAAAAUCACCAUCUGCAAGUAAAAAUAUUCCUAAGCCACCACCUAAUGUAUUUGAGUCCGAUACACCUGGUAGUAUCGAUAGCAGGUUUAAAUUUACUGGUAGUCGGAUCCCCUGGUAUUUCAUGCUACAGAUCGAUCUAUUGGUGGAUGAGCCUAAUAUUCGUGAAGUUUAUGAUAAUGUCAAAUAUUUGAGUCAGCCCAAUGAAUUGACCGGUUGGUUCGAAGAAUUAGACUUGGCUAAAAUGAGAAGAAUUGUGAAAUAUGAAUUAGGUUGUAUGGUUCAAGGAAAUUUCGAAUUUAACAAGUACAAGCUAAAGUAUUUUAAGAACAUGUUAUUUGUCAAAGAAUCCAUGAUGGGUGGAGCAACUGCGCUCAAGAAAGAUCCAGACGGUGAUAUAAAUAUGGGUGGCACUGAGCAAUCUGAUAGACCUGUACCGCCUGCCAUUGAAACUGCUAACGAAUUGGAAGAAGCUGAAGAGGAUGAUGAUAACGGCGUAGCUACAGGUGAAGCUGAUGAUGUCAUUUUGGAAGCUGAAGAAGCCGAUGAUGAUGAAAACAUCCAAGUAGAUCCGCCAGAAGGAGAAGAAGAUGGAUCUAAUGAUGAUGAAGAUGAUGAUGCAGAUCAAGAGACAUUCGAUCCGAAAUCAGCAUCCUUCCAGGAAAUCGUUAACCGUAUAUCUAAAUCUAACCCUCAGGCAGCUCAGAGAAUUGCUAAAGAACUCGAUGGGCUUAUUCACGAAACUAAAAUGUGA
Molecule: messenger RNA, 1926 nt
Organism: Zygosaccharomyces rouxii
Lineage: Eukaryota; Fungi; Ascomycota; Saccharomycetes; Saccharomycetales; Saccharomycetaceae
Gene: TFC1
Product: transcription factor TFIIIC subunit TFC1
Exons: 1
Coding region: 1-1926 (641 amino acids)
Biological process (GO): transcription initiation at RNA polymerase III promoter
Cellular component (GO): transcription factor TFIIIC complex
Source: RefSeq, a predicted model, not a curated record